This is a messenger RNA of Colletotrichum higginsianum IMI 349063, 918 nucleotides long. RefSeq lists its product as uncharacterized. Lineage: Eukaryota; Fungi; Ascomycota; Sordariomycetes; Glomerellales; Glomerellaceae. Bases 1 to 918 code for a protein of 305 amino acids. The record is from RefSeq and is a predicted model, not a curated record. The transcript has a single exon.
AUGGCUCUAUCACCAGAGGAGGUCGCGCACCUUCACCGACAAGCGAAGCGCCGAGCCGAGCGAGCCGCCGCCGAGAUGUCGUUCCGCGACGUCAGUUCGGAAGAAUACCUCAAGAAGCUUCGGGCCAAGAGACGCCCAGGGAGGCGCUUCGAGGUGCAGGACAUACCCGCCGCGGUCGAGAUCGGCGAAGAACCGCUGCCACCAUCGCAACCCCAGUUCAGGCGUCCCAUGGGCCCUGAACGGCAACGGACGCACACCCGCACGCAAUCCGCCGGUGCCGCGACGACACCAGGGCCACAGCAACGUACGGCGUCAACGCCCGUCGGUCGCAAGGCCACGCUCGGGGGUCCCAUAGCCAGGAACACGUCGGCGAUGCCUCAUGUGCCGUCUCAGAGGUACUCGAGUCAGCAUUCGUCAAGCCAACCGGAUCUUCUCAUGCGAGCCAUGCAGCGGCAAUCGGCCUCGACACCAGGUCCGACCGUGAUCUCCAAGACACCAAGGGCAUCAUCAAAACCGCAGCCUCCGCGGCCUCGAUCAAGCCUGAGCAUCUUCUAUUCUCGAAAGUCGGUCCGCCGAGUGGCAUCCGUUGCCUCGCUGCCCUCCAAGGCGGUCGAUCAAGACAAGAGCUCCACGCAUCGUCAGGCCGGCCACAUCCGCAGCAAAUCCGUCCAUGUCACGGCCGUCCCGUCGGAGACCCUAGCGCGGCCCGGCACCCUUUCGAAACGAGGCUCGCUCCGGAUGCUCAAAGACAAGAUUAGGAGGGUUGCCAGCUCUUUCGAACUGCGAUCCGCGAGGAGCGAGGACACGAGACUCGACGGCGACGACGGCCUGAAAAGCCGCUCCAGUAGAAGCCUUCUCUUACGACCGUCACGCAAGCUCGGCUCCCAGCCACGCCUGGGCACUGUUGGCGAGGAGUGA